UGAAUGAUAAGCAUACCCAUUGGUGCCAUAGCGGCUGCUGGCACACCGGGAAAAUUAUAAGCCAUCUUCUUUUAAAUUCUUUACCGUUCAAUAAUAAUUCUUAGUCAAAUUAUGAACAGUAAAAGGAUAAAGAAAGUGAAUAUAUGUGUACUUGCUGAAAAUCCUAGAUCAUAUCGUUGCGAACCCUGCAUCCAAUAUGGCAGAAUGACAAAUGUAACCUUCUUAACUUCAAAGCCUAUUUAUAUACAGUUCAUUCGUUUCUUUCGUGGUUUAACUAUUUAAAUACGAAUUAUCUGUCAGCUAAAUAUGAAAGACAACGAACAUAUCAAAAUUAUUGGAACGAAUGUGAUUUUAAUACCGUACAAAGAAAAACAUGUUAAAAGAUAUCACGAAUGGAUGAAGUCGGAAGAAUUACGUUAUUUUACAGGUUCAGAGGUUUUAACGCUAGAAGAAGAAUUUGAAAUGCAAAAACGAUGGCAUCAAGAUCAGGAUAAAUGUACUUUUAUCAUUUUGGAAAAAAGCAUUUUUUCUGCAACUGCAAACGAAAUAGCUAUGAUCGGAGACACAAAUUUAUUUUUUAAUCAGUCAGAUGAAUUUAAUAGCGCGGAGGUUGAAAUUAUGAUAGCAAAUGUUGCUUGUAGAGGAAAGAAGAGAGGUUGGGAAGCAAUGAUUUUAAUGCUACUUUAUGGAAUUGAAAAAUUAAAUAUAACCAAAUAUAUGGCAAAGAUUAAGUUCAACAAUGAGAAGAGCCUAAACAUGUUUGAAAAAUUAAAAUUUUACAAGGUCGAGAAAAGUCAUAUUUUCCAAGAGUAUACUUUUGAGAAAGUUGUAGACCAACAAUGGAAGGAUUGGCUUCAUUCUAAUGUUAAAGAUACAAUUAUUUAUGAAACUUAUGAUGGAUAAUAAUUGUAUAAAUGAUUGAAAAAAUAUCAUUCGCGAUACAUUUUGUUAUAAUAUUUUUAUUAUCGCGAAUCUUAUAAAAUUCAACAGAUUUUAAAACAUUUAUUUUGUAUUUAUCAAAUAAUUUUCUGUAUCAGCAUUACUUUCAAUUGGUGUAACUGAGACGCGAUUGGUUUUGAUUAAUUCUAAGUGGUCAUAGUAGAUAAUAUGUGUCCAAUGUAAGCGUAUUCAGUACAACGUAGUUCGGUGUAUCGAAAUUUUUUCGGUCAAUAACUAGUCAAAAAUACGUUCGAUGUAAUCGAAAAUACGAGAUGUGAGUAACUAAUGGUAUAUAUAAGUUGGUAUUUUUUUCAUCUGUUGUGUUUAUAUAAAUAUUUCAAAGCAGAUUUUUCAAUGCAAUAGUUAACUGUAUCUACAUAUCUGUAUAUUCGAUAAAAGUUAUUUAUAAAAAAGUAUUUAAAUUAUAUUUUGUUUGUUGGUUAAGAGCAA
Osmia lignaria (orchard mason bee) is the source of this 1389-nucleotide messenger RNA. The record is from RefSeq and is a predicted model, not a curated record. NCBI's taxonomy places the organism in Eukaryota, Metazoa, Arthropoda, Insecta, Hymenoptera, Megachilidae.